UGGUGUUCUGACACCAAUGUAAACAAAAAUGAGUCCAAAAUUUGACUUUUGACUUUAUUUUGCAUUUAUGUAGACACGCAACAAUUUUAAACAAUGCCACUUGGAAUAGAUAGAUCAGACUUCCUUGUCGAGAAAAAUAAAAAGUUGGAGAGAGAUUUGCGAGCCAAGAAUGAGAGAAUUAUUUCCUUGGAGACAGAAAAUGCCAUGUUAUACUUGAAGCUUGCUCAGUUGCGAAGUAAUCUGCAGUCAAGCAGGGAGGAAGUCUCUGGACUGCAAUUAUCGUAUGAUGGCGAGACAAAAUUCCGUCAGAAUGUCAUAGAGUCGGCCCUAAAGUUCAAACAGGAACUUGAGCAAAUCAAGAGAAAGCUCUCAGCUUUACAGAGGGUGGCCGUUGACCUGCCAGUACAAAUACAGAGUGAUAUCAAACAUGCAAACUCUGUCAUCCAGCGUCAUCGCCAUCUGUUUGCUUCCCAGACGUCAAGUUUAUCCACCAUGCAGGAUCAAGUAGGUCAUCUUCAGGAAGCUUUACAAGAUGUGACAGAUAGGCAUGCGAAAGAAAAGAAACGACGACAGGAGCUGCAUAAUUUAUUAAUGGAGUUAAGGGGUAAUAUACGUGUUCAUUGCCGUGUUCGACCACUCAUGGACUUUGACAGUGGAGGAGAGGACAGUAAAAUGUUGGGCAGUUCCGGUACUAAGUCAGAAGUUGUGGUUCAUUACAUGGAUGAUGAAAAUGUAUGUGUAAGAACCACAAAACAUAAUAAAGUUUUUGAAUAUGAAAGGGUAUAUGCUCCUGCAGAAGACCAGGAAUCAGUGUUUGAUGAGGUUCAGCCAAUGAUUACAUCUCUUUUAGAUGGGUACAACAUCUGUAUUAUGGCAUAUGGGCAGACAGGAAGUGGAAAGACCCACACUAUGCUGGGAAGUCACAAGAACGAAGACUACCAUUUAAGGGCUGAACCCCAUAAAGAUGAAGGGGUGAUACCCAGGGCUGCUAGGGAACUAUUCAGGUUGAUAGAAGAAAAGCCAGUGGGUACUCAUACUGUAGAAGUGUCCGUGGUGGAGAUAUACAAUAAUGACAUCCGUGACCUGCUGAGCGGAGAUCCCAAUGCCAAACACGACGUGAUCACAGGAGCUGAUGGAGCCUUACAUAUUCCAACACUUACAUCAAAGAAAGUAAACAAGAUCCAGGAUGUGAUGUCAUUUGUUCAGUAUGGUUUACGAACACGACGAGAGUCGGCGACCAUGGUACACGAGCAUUCCAGCAGAUCUCACCUGAUUGUAACAUUGACGGUAAUCUCUCAGGCACCAAGUUUCUUUGCCAAACCUCAGACUCCUACCCCAGACCAAAACCCAGGCUGGUUAAAACGUAGAACAAUGCAGUACAGAUGUGGUGUGGCAGGUUCAACUCCCCCUGGUGGGCGUGACAGAAGAGGUAGGUCACUGUCAUUGAUGUCAACACCAAGCUUCUCAGGGACACAGAUUGAGCAGCCACAGCAGCCACCUAGCACCCCUGCAGUGAUCAAGACAAAGUUACAGUUGGUAGAUCUCGCUGGCAGUGAAUGUGUUGGUAUGUCAGGUGUCACAGGGGCUGCACUGAGAGAGGCCUCUUACAUCAACAAGUCCCUUUCAGCCCUUGCUGAUGUCUUAGGGGCCCUAGCAGAACAGAGCAGAUCUCAUGUACCAUACAGAAACAGCAGGCUUACACACUUCCUUCAGGAUUCUAUAGGUGGUGAUGCAAAGUUACUAGUCCUUUUAUGUGUAGCUCCAGCUCAGCGAUAUAUCACGGAGACAUCUCAGUGUUUAGGGUUUGGACAGAGGGCGCGGCAGGUUCAGAGAGGCCCAACCAAACGUAGACUUCCAUCGUCAGCAGAGAAAGUAGGGGGCUCGGACAGGCCAGGUACAGGCCCUGGAAGAGUGUCUUACAGAUCCUAGUCUAUCAUUUAGUAAAUACAAAAAAUCUACUCCCUAAAUGUUCAUUCCCAGUGUUUAACCUAUUAGAACUUCAACAAAAAUACUUGGGGUUAAUUGGGAUACUUUACUUUGUCAACAAAAGCAUACUAAUUAACCCUUGUAUAUUGAUGUAGUGCUGAAGUCUUACAUGUGUUUUUGCUGUCAAACAGUUUUUUAGACAGAAUAACAAGUACUAAUAUGUUGCCAAAAUACCUCACAGGGAGUAUUUUUGUAGAAGAGAUUUUCUUUUUAUUUUUUGAUAUUUUUAGCUCACCUGUUACAUAGUGACAAGGUGAGCUUUUGUGAUCACCCUUCGUCCGUCGUCUGUCGUCAGUCCGUCCGUGCGUCCGUCAACAAUUUCGUGUCUGCACGAUAGUGGUUUCAUUUAUGAUUUUAUUUUAACCAAACUUGCACACAACUUGUAUCACCAUGAGGUCUCGGUUCUUUUCUUGAACUGGCUAGAUCCCAUUAUGGGUUCCAGAGUUAUGGCCCCUGAAAGGGCCAAAAUUAGCUGUUUUGAUCUUGUCUGCACAAUAGCAGCUUCAUUUAUGAUUUUAAUUUAAUCAAACUAACACAAAACUUGUGUCACUAUAAGAUCUUGGUUCCUUUCUUGAACCAGCCAGAUCCCAUUAUGGGUUCCAGAGUUAUGGCCCCUGAAAGGGCCAAAAUUAGCUAUUUUGAUCUUGUCUGCACAAUAGCAGCUUCAUUUAUGAUUUGAAUUUAAUCAAACUUGCACAAAACUUGUGUCACCAUAUGAUCUCGAUUCCCCUUUUAAACCGGCCAGAUCCCUUAAUGGGUUCCAGAGUUAUGGCCCCUGAAAGGGCCAAAAUUAGCUAUUUUGACCUUGUCUGCACAGUAGCAGCUUCAUUUUUGAUUUGAUUUUAACCAAACUUGCACACAACUUGUAUUACCACAAGAUCUUGGUUCCUUUCUUGAACUGGCCAGAUUCCAUCAUGGGUUCCAGAGUUAUGGCCCCUUAAAGGUCCAAAAUUGGCUAUUCUGGCUUUUGCAGUCAUAAAGAUACUUCGUUUAUGGUUUUAUUUGAUACAAACUUCCAAAAUAUCUUCAACAACAAUAAAUCUUGGAUUCCAUGACAAAUCAGAUCCGAUUGUAGGUUCCAGAGUUAUUUUAUAUCUGAUUACCACCCCUGAUUGUAAUCAAAAUGUCAUUAGUUGGACUGAGCCAAUCCGGGUAGAUAACUAUGGACUGAUUUUAUGUCAAAUUACCUCCCUUUAUUUCAAAUUAAAAUGGGUAUAUGUCCGUAACUAAUGAAGAUACUGAUCUGAAAUUUCAUUUAUGUCAACAGAUUUAUUUGGCGGAUCCUUCUUUUGUUCACUUACAAUAAUUGUUUUUUUUAAUUACUUCCCUUUUACGUUACUAUAAAUAGCUUAUUUUUAGUAACUUUUUUAUUAUUGGCCGUAGGGAAAAACCGAGACAACUUUUCUGUGGUACAACAUGGAUGGUACCUCCAAUAUUUAGGUGUAUUUUGACAUAUCUGUAUGUUGUAAGAAAUUUUUUUCUUUUUGGUUAAAUUUCUUCUCUUUGUUGUUCCUGUCCUUUGUGGACUUAGAUAUUUUUUUCUGAGGACCUUCUUGUCCUCAAGUGUAAUGAUAACAGGUGAGCGAUAUAGGGCCAUCAUGGCCCUCUUGUUCUGACAUUCUCAAUCAGAUAUAGAAAUGUAUUUUUUUUUUUUUACAUUAAGCAAAGUAUUAUUAUAGCAUUUAAAAUUAACAUUAAGUAAACAUUUACAAUUAAAAUUAACUUAAAAUAUGACAAAUCUCUUUUGUGGUUUGAAGUUAUUUUAAUGGCAAAUGUGAUUAUUUUAUAAUUAAGGCGUUUGAUAUUCAUAAAAAAUACAGCUGAUAAAUAGUUCUUUAUGUUUAGUAAUGAUAUUCAAAAUUGUCACAAAAUAAACUUUAAACAAUAAUGAAAAACAACAGAAUCAAGACUAUUUAAAUUAAACUUUGAUCAGAAUGCAUUUCCUGUUUAUACCUUGGCAUCAGUUUUUAUCUAUUUUUAGCAUAAAAAUUAAAGCCUUAUGAAACUUUAACUCAAGUGUUCAGUAUUUUUUUCAUGAUCAGUCUGACUGUUUGUUAUAACACAUGUUGUGGGUGUUGAAAUUUUAUUUGCGUAGUACCUAUAAUAGGGUUAUCUUUAAUUCAUUUGAGCACAGAAUGGAUGAUAUAUGUGCUCAAGUUAUAUGCCAUUGCUUGUUUAUAUUACACUCAUUAUUGUAUUAAAAUGUGUAGGUAUAUAAUAUAGUAUUACAUGAUAUUUGUGUUUGUGUAUGCAUGUUGAAGAAUACCAAGCUUUUGCUUAUAUUUGUUCGAGAAUGUUAAGGACCAAAUAUUUUGCUUUUGGUGAUAUGUAUUGUAGAAUGUCAGGAUUCAUUAGUUGAAGAAUGUCAAGGACAAAAUAUUUUGUCUUUGCACAUGCUAAGGACCAAAUAGUGUGUUUUUGCUGAUACAUGUUCAAGAAUGUCAAGGACUAAAUAGUGUGCCUUUGUUGAUACAUAUUCAAGAAUGUCAAGGACCAAAUAUUGUGCCUUUGUUGAUGCAUACUGUAGAAUGUAUGGAUAUACAGGUAUUUGUUGAAGAAUGUCAAGGACCAAAUAUUGUGCCUUUGCUGAUACAUGUUCAAAAAUGUCAAGGGUAAAUAUUGUGAUUUUGUUGAUUAAUGUUCAAGAAUGCCAAGGACCAGAUAUUGCUUUUUUGUUUGCCUUAUUUAUUUUUUAUGUAUUUGCUAGAAAUUUUAUACAAGAAUUGUGUGAUAUUUUUGUACAGAAAAUAAAUAUUGAAAAAGCU
This is a messenger RNA of Mercenaria mercenaria, 4751 nucleotides long. Its product is annotated as kinesin-like protein KIF25. The record is from RefSeq and is a predicted model, not a curated record. The transcript has 14 exons. Gene Ontology annotation, biological process: microtubule-based movement. The coding region runs from base 94 to 1929 and encodes 611 amino acids. Gene Ontology annotation, molecular function: ATP binding; microtubule motor activity; microtubule binding. Lineage: Eukaryota; Metazoa; Mollusca; Bivalvia; Venerida; Veneridae.